AUGACAUCGGAAAGUAAUAGAAAAGAUCCGGCGUGGCAAUAUGCCCAUUUGGUGGAGGAGAAUAAUUUAAACAAGUUUGAGUGUAAUUUUUGUGGUAAAGUAUCAAAUGGAGGUGUUUAUCGGGUGAAGCAACACCUUGCGGGAGGUUAUAGGAAUGUUACUGCUUGCCCGAAGUGUCCUUCUCAUGUAAGAGAAGAGAUUAGAGAGUUCAAGUCCAAAAAAAAGACACAAAAAGAAGAAAUGAGCAUGUUGCCUGAUUUUGAUGACAUGGACAUGGAAGAUGAGGAUGAAGAUGAUGAUGUUGUUGAGAUCAAUGUCAAUCAACACUGCAAGUUAACAAGUAGUAGCCAAGAAAUGAGAGCUCGGGCACUGCAAAGAUUUGCAAGGUGGAUGUAUGAUGCUGGUAUCCCUUUCAAUGCCGUAAAUUAUGAGAGUUUUGGACCAAUGAUUGAAGCCAUUGGCCAAUAUGGUCCUGGUAUGAAGCCACCGACAUACCAUGAAGUGCGGGUUACCCAACUCAAAAAAGAAGUGAAACAUACUGAAGAUUUGAUGAAGUAUCAUAAAGAGGAUUGUGCAAAAUACGGGUGUUCCAUAAUGGCAGAUGGUUGGACUGAUAAGAGAGGAAGGACAUUGAUUAACUUUUUAGUUAAUUGUCCAAGAGGAACCAUGUUUGUUGAGUCGGUUGAUGCUUCUAGCUAUUCAAAGGAUGGGCAAAAGCUAUUUGAAUUACUAGACAAGUUUGUGGAGAAAGUUGGAAAAGAGAAUGUGGUGCAAGUUAUCACUGAUAGUGCUGCAGCUAAUGUGUUGGCCAAUCUAAUGAACGUUAACAUGGAAAAUACGUACUCCUCAAAGAUACAAAUCUUACAUACACAAAUAAAACUCUUCUAA
Molecule: messenger RNA, 888 nt
Organism: Camellia sinensis
Lineage: Eukaryota; Viridiplantae; Streptophyta; Magnoliopsida; Ericales; Theaceae
Source: RefSeq, a predicted model, not a curated record